UCAACAGUUUCAGCAAUGGAUAUUCUUUGUGAUGAGGAGAGUUCUGUGAACCCAACUACAAACUCCUUAAUACAAUUAAAUCAUGAGAGAAGACUUUACAAAAAUGUUUUUGUAUCUGGAGAGGUUAACACAUCUCAUCUGUUUAACUUAACUGUGGACUCUGAAAACCUAACUAAUCUUUCGUGUGAAGGCAGUCCGAGCUCACCCUGCUUUUCAUCAUGGAUUCAGCUUCCAGAGAAAAAUUGGCCAGCUUUGUUGACAGUUAUUGUGAUUGUUCUAACCAUUGCUGGGAAUAUUCUUGUCAUCAUGGCUGUGUCACUGGAGAAAAAGCUACAGAAUGCCACUAAUUAUUUUCUAAUGUCACUCGCAAUAGCUGAUAUGCUGUUGGGUUUCCUUGUCAUGCCUGUGUCAAUGUUAACCAUACUGUACGAGUAUAGAUGGCCUCUACCCAAAACACUCUGUCCUGUCUGGAUCUAUCUGGAUGUGCUUUUCUCCACUGCCUCCAUCAUGCACCUGUGUGCCAUCUCUCUGGAUCGCUAUAUUGCCAUACGCAACCCCAUUCAUCACAGCCGCUUUAACUCAAGAACUAAGGCUUUCACAAAAAUAAUUGCAGUUUGGACCAUCUCAGUUGGUAUCUCUAUGCCAGUGCCUGUGUUUGGACUACAAGAUGAAACCAAAGUACUUAAGGGACCCAGCUGCUUACUUGCUGAUGAGAACUUUGUCCUUAUUGGCUCUUUUGUGGCAUUCUUUAUUCCUUUAACCAUCAUGGUGGUCACCUACUUUUUAACCAUCAGAUCACUUCAGAAAGAAGCUACCUUAUGCGUUAAAGACCUUGGCACAAAGACCAAGUUUGCUUCAUUUAGUUUUCUCCCUCAGAGUUCUCUGUCUUCAGAGAAACUUUUUCAGCGUUCUUUGAACCGAGAGCUGGGGACUUCUGGAAGGAGAACUAUGCAGUCCAUCAGUAAUGAGCAGAAAGCUUCCAAGGUACUCGGCAUUGUCUUCUUUCUGUUUGUUGUGAUGUGGUGCCCAUUUUUCAUCACUAAUGUGAUGGCAGUCAUUUGCAAGAAGUCAUGUAAUGAAGAAGUCAUUGGAGGGCUACUGAAUGUAUUUGUCUGGAUUGGCUACCUUUCUUCAGCUGUCAAUCCCCUAGUAUACACACUGUUCAACAAAACUUAUCGUUCAGCUUUCUCACGUUAUAUUCAGUGUCGAUACAAGGAAGAGAAGAAGCCUUUGCAGCUGAUCUUAGUGAACACUAUACCAGCUUUAGCUUAUAAUUCCAGCCAACUCCAGCUGGCACAAAUGAAGAGCUUGAAAAAAGAGGCUAAAAUGAUGGCCAAAGACUAUUCUAUGGUUACAAUAGGAAUACAUCAUUUAGACAGUACCUCAAAGGGCAGUAUCAACCCAGUGAACGAGGUUAGCUGUGUGUGACUAUGCUAGCUCAUCAACAGCUGCCAUGGCAACCACGGUGUAUACUCAGAAAAUUUCACCUAACUGUGAGAAGCUUUGAUAGCUUAGGAAAAUUAGCCCUGGCUAAGAAAGUCGUCAUUAAUAUCACAUACUCCUCAUAUUGUCUGGUUGGUGAAAAGCAGGGUUAAAAUGCUAUCAAAUGUGCAAUUUUUUCAUACAGUACAUCAGCUGU
Messenger RNA from Alligator sinensis (Chinese alligator), 1639 nucleotides. RefSeq names its product 5-hydroxytryptamine receptor 2A (gene HTR2A). Gene Ontology annotation, molecular function: G protein-coupled serotonin receptor activity; neurotransmitter receptor activity. The coding region runs from base 16 to 1428 and encodes 470 amino acids. Gene Ontology annotation, biological process: chemical synaptic transmission; G protein-coupled receptor signaling pathway, coupled to cyclic nucleotide second messenger. The record is from RefSeq and is a predicted model, not a curated record. Gene Ontology annotation, cellular component: dendrite; plasma membrane. The transcript is spliced from 3 exons. Lineage: Eukaryota; Metazoa; Chordata; Crocodylia; Alligatoridae.